This is a messenger RNA of Cordyceps fumosorosea ARSEF 2679, 1227 nucleotides long. RefSeq lists its product as hypothetical. The record is from RefSeq and is a predicted model, not a curated record. The transcript is spliced from 2 exons. Bases 1 to 1227 code for a protein of 408 amino acids. NCBI's taxonomy places the organism in Eukaryota, Fungi, Ascomycota, Sordariomycetes, Hypocreales, Cordycipitaceae.
AUGAACUGGAACAACGGACAGCUUGCCCGCCAUUCACGGAGAAGCUACAACAAUGACACGACGAAGCAGAAGCAGUAUUUCGCCCAGGCCAAGCGCCAAAAGAUCACAGAACCCCGAAAACGAAAAUACAGCGCAGAAGAUUUUGUUCCAAGCUACCUUGAAGACUUGCCGGAGAAGGGGCAAAGACCCUCCCAGGAUACGGCACAGCCCAGAGAAUCAAGGCGCCGACUCUUAACAUUGCAAGACGCGCCGCCGACAGUUUCAAAGAGCGAUGCGAGCCUAGAAAACACGAGCUUAUCCUCUCACUUUACGGAACAAUACGAUACGAGUAUCGAUGCAAAGCGACGCAAAUUAUUGCAGCAGAGUGACUGGUCCGGCGUGGAGUUGCAGAAGCCAGUCAUUAUCAACAUCACCACGCCCAACGUAUACAGAAUAGCCGAGGCAUGUCAUCAGAGCAACCGGCUGUCGGCGCUGCCCUACAAACGCCCUGUGCCAGCAGCCCCGGAGGUUGUCGACGAGGAGGAUAACAUCAUGUGGAAGCGGUUCGUGCUGGGGCCGAGUCAACCUGUUGUUGUCGAGUCAGCUGCACAUUGCAGCCCUGACAUCCUAGACGCCAAGGAAUGCGACAGCCGGGGAAAACUCGGAGUGCAAGCAGCAGCGGCGGCUGAAGCACCGACGCGGAGCGCGAGCAGGCUACUCGACAAUGUGUCUCCGGUCCCUGACCCACCGCGGCCUCAGGGGCCCACUCCGGCUCCGGCUGGGUCAGCACCGCCACCAACCGUCUCCGCGGAAGGCCCCUGCGCGAGCCUAUCCAACGACCCCCAGAGAAUUAGUGACGAGGACGGCGCUGCGUUGGCCCCUGUUUAUUUCCGCGAGCAAGAAGAUAGCCUCGAAGCAAUGACCGCACACCCCACUGGAGAUGCAUUACUGGGGGCAAAGCCAGAGUCAACGACGUUCCACCCGCCGAGUUUGUUUGUGGGCAGGCUGGCCACCAGCGAGCGCGGAGCCAGCAGGAGAGCGGUGGUGGCGGCGGCAGCGCCCACCAGCGAACCAGCAACAGAACAGAGCAGCGCCAGAGCCAGAGCCAGCAUUAUCCCUGCGCGCAGCAAAGCACCUUCGGCGCGGGUGAUGAGCAGAAAACGACGAAACAAGAGGCGCGAGGACGGACGGCCUGACAUCAGAGCACUGCCCAACAUUCAGGGCGAUCCGAUUGAGUAUACGCCGUAG